Enterobius vermicularis (human pinworm) is the source of this 579-nucleotide messenger RNA. Lineage: Eukaryota; Metazoa; Nematoda; Chromadorea; Rhabditida; Oxyuridae. The record is from the annotation of a GenBank genome assembly.
AUGGCAGCUAUACGAAAAAAAUUGGUUAUCGUUGGAGACGGUGCGUGUGGCAAAACAUGUCUACUGAUCGUUUUUAGCAAGGAUCAGUUUCCUGAUGUUUACGUCCCAACAGUGUUUGAAAACUAUGUUGCCGAUAUUGAGGUUGAUGGGAAACAAGUGGAACUGGCGUUAUGGGAUACGGCUGGGCAAGAAGAUUAUGACCGGUUACGGCCCUUAAGUUAUCCUGAUACUGAUGUUAUUCUAAUGUGUUUCGCCAUUGACUCUCCUGACUCUCUUGAGAACAUUCCAGAAAAAUGGACACCAGAGGUGCGACAUUUUUGUCCAAACGUGCCAAUAAUUCUAGUAGGCAAUAAAAAAGAUCUAAGGAAUGAUCCGAGUGUUGUUCGUGAUCUUGGCAAGAUGAAACAGGAGCCUGUGAGACCUGAACAAGGUCGUGCUGUAGCGGAACAGAUAGGUGCAUUUGCUUAUCUUGAAUGCUCGGCGAAAACGAAGGAAGGUAUACGUGAAGUAUUUGAAAAAGCAACUCAGGCAGCCCUACAACAGAAAAAGAAGAAGAAGAACAAGUGCUUUUUACUUUAG